GGCGCAAGGGCUGUGCGGCUCCAGCUCCGGCUUCUGCUUCUUCUGGAUGGUUUUAAUAACGCAUUGAGCAAAGCACAGACUCGGGAAAAUAACUCUGCAAUGAAUAAGCAUCACCUUUACGAAAAGAAUAAAUGCCUGUGCGAUGAUGACAUCCUACAAAGAAGUCCAAAGAAACAAAUAAAACUAGAGGAAGAUGAAAGCGUAAAUGAUGAAGACUCGGAUGCAGAUGUAGGAGAGUUCUCUCAUCCCAUUCCUUGGCAAAAACUUGAAGCAGAGGAACUGGACUGUGAUUAUGCGUUGCUCUUCUCAAAAGGGGAAGCAGAUGAUCUCUUCACACGGCUGGAGGAAGAGGUGGUGUACUCAGCAGGAGACGAUGCAAAGGUCCAAGUGUUUGGAAAGGUGUAUAACAUACCCAGAAAACAGGCAACCUAUGGAGACACAGGCCUAACUUAUACUUAUUCUGGGAUAACACGUUCAGCCAGCCCAUGGACUCCAACUUUGGAAUACAUCAGAGAGACGGUCACGAAAGCAACAGGACAGACAUUUAAUUUUGUGUUGAUAAACAGGUACAAAGACGGGCGGGACCACAUGGGUGAGCAUCGAGAUGACGAGAAGGAGCUGGACCCGUCCUGUCCCAUCGCCUCCGUGUCUUUAGGAGCAGCUCGAGAUUUCGUCUUCAGGCACAGAGACUCUCGAGGCAAAGGAAGCAGCCGUCAGAUUGAGCCCGUGAAGCUGGAGCUGGCUCACGGAAGCCUGCUCCUCAUGAACCCGCCGACCAACACCUUCUGGUACCACAGCCUUCCUGUUCGGAAGAAGGUCCUCUCGCCUCGCAUCAAUCUCACCUUUAGACGCAUCUUACUGAGCAGAAAUUAAAAUCUGGACUGUUAUUAAAGCUGCUUCAUAAAGCGAUAGAAGGUGGUGGCACUCAGAUCACGCUUCAAUCAACAAAAUGUUUUCACACAAGAAAUAAAAAGCUUAACUAAA
Molecule: messenger RNA, 984 nt
Organism: Austrofundulus limnaeus
Lineage: Eukaryota; Metazoa; Chordata; Actinopteri; Cyprinodontiformes; Rivulidae
Gene: alkbh2
Product: alkB homolog 2, alpha-ketoglutarate dependent dioxygenase
Exons: 4
Coding region: 100-873 (257 amino acids)
Biological process (GO): DNA alkylation repair
Molecular function (GO): broad specificity oxidative DNA demethylase activity; cytosine C-5 DNA demethylase activity; ferrous iron binding
Source: RefSeq, a predicted model, not a curated record